AAACAAACCCUAUCGCCCGUUUCAUCAGUCAACACACACACACCGCUUUGUUUGUGUCGCCCAUUUUCAAGAUACUUUCCCAGUCAAAAUCCCUUCUGAGUCGGAGAAAAUAUGGCCCUACAACUAUGGGAUGCCUUGAAAGAUUCAAUCACCGCAUACACGGGUCUAUCUCCUGCAACUUUUUUCACAGUUGUUGCUUUGGCUCUUGCUUUCUACUAUGUUGUCUCGGGGUUUUUCGGCUCAUCUGAUCAUGGUCAUCAUCAAAGGUCCAGAGACUUUGAGGAACAGACACAGGCUUUGCCCCCUCCUGUUCAACUUGGAGAAGUCACUGAAGAGGAGUUGAAGAACUAUGAUGGGUCUGAUCCCAGCAAACCUUUGUUGAUGGCUAUUAAGGGUCAGAUCUAUGAUGUUUCUCAGAGCAGAAUGUUCUAUGGACCUGGGGGACCUUAUGCAUUGUUUGCUGGAAAGGAUGCUAGUAGAGCUCUUGCCAAGCUGUCCUUUGAGGAAAAAGAUCUCACAGGGGAUAUCUCUGGCCUUGGUGCAUUUGAGCUUGAUGCCUUGCAAGAUUGGGAGUUCAAAUUCAUGAGCAAAUAUGUCAAAGUUGGGACUGUGAAGAAGGACUAAUUGGGACAAUUUUAGUUCAAGUGACAAGCUGAGAAGUGAGAACCAAAGGGAGAACUGCUUUGUGGAGAUCUGAAAUGCAUAGCGCAUCUGGUGCAUUUGUUGAUUAUCUUGUGUCAGAUGAGGCUCCUUAAUUAGCAGUCAAGUUAUAGUCUAUAUUUCUAAGUUGUUGAAUGAAAUAAUGAACAAAGCUUUUCACUUCCUGUGUUUUAUAGGUUUCUUACUGAGGUAAUGCUUGAUUUAGCUGAAAGGCAUACCUUAAUCUUGUCUAAACCAGUGCAUCUCAUGUUGCA
Molecule: messenger RNA, 914 nt
Organism: Solanum dulcamara
Lineage: Eukaryota; Viridiplantae; Streptophyta; Magnoliopsida; Solanales; Solanaceae
Product: membrane steroid-binding protein 2-like
Exons: 2
Coding region: 112-624 (170 amino acids)
Cellular component (GO): endomembrane system; membrane
Source: RefSeq, a predicted model, not a curated record